Parasteatoda tepidariorum (common house spider) is the source of this 2299-nucleotide messenger RNA. RefSeq names its product very long chain fatty acid elongase AAEL008004. Gene Ontology annotation, biological process: fatty acid elongation, saturated fatty acid; very long-chain fatty acid biosynthetic process; sphingolipid biosynthetic process. The record is from RefSeq and is a predicted model, not a curated record. Gene Ontology annotation, cellular component: endoplasmic reticulum membrane. NCBI's taxonomy places the organism in Eukaryota, Metazoa, Arthropoda, Arachnida, Araneae, Theridiidae. Gene Ontology annotation, molecular function: fatty acid elongase activity.
AAUUACUAAAAAAAAACGUCUCCAGUUCAUAUACAUUGAAGAGGAUGUAUUUAAAGCUAAAAUAAUAAUAAUAAAAAAAUAGUUUUUAAAUCACAUUUUUGAUCCUAGCCUGAUCAAUUGUGUUUGAAAGGUUUAAUACUUCUCGUCUCUUGGGAGGUUAUAUUGAUUCAGGUGAAGUAUUUAAAAAGGAAGAUAGGCAUUGGUUUUUGGGUAUUUUGUCCAUUUUGUGUUUGUAUCGUUUUAUUUAACAUUUUAUCUAAAAAUGAUAUGGAAUCAUGCUGUGCAGUUUUAUAACAAAUUAUUCGAUGACAAAUCUGAUCCUCGAAUUGAAGAUUGGGUUAUGACUAAAAAUCCCAUUCCCACACUAUUUAUAUGUCUUUCAUAUGUGUAUGUAGUGAAAUACUUAGGACCUAACCUAAUGAAGAACAGGAAGCCUCUAGAUAUUAGAUGGAUGAUGAUAAUUUACAAUUUUUCGAUGGUUAUAUUUAACAUUAUUUUGUUUUAUGGUCUUGGAAUCUAUGGUUGGUUUGGUUUAUACAGUUUUAAGUGCCAACCAGUUGAUUAUUCAAGUAGCCCUGAAGCACUUGGUAUGUUAUCCAUCUCCUGGUGGUAUUACUUGUCAAAAAUGGUGGAUUUUACUGACACAAUAUUUUUUGUUAUGAGAAAGAAAUAUAAUCAAAUUACAACCCUACAUGUAGUUCACCAUGGAUUGAUGCCCAUGAGCUGUUGGUUUGGUCUUAAAUUUACACCAGGUGGCCAUAGUACAUUUUUUGCAUUUAUAAAUAGUUUCGUCCAUAUUUUGAUGUACAGCUACUACGGUUUGGCUGCAAUUGGUCCCCAUAUGAAUAAAUACCUGUGGUGGAAAAAGUAUAUGACCACAUUCCAAAUGAUUCAAUUCAUAAUAAUCUUCGUACAUGCAUUUCAAUUGCUGUUCAGAGAUUGUGAUUACCCAAAAGCUUUCGUAUGGUGGAUUGGACUUCAUGCUGUUUUAUUUUGGUUUCUUUUCGCUGAUUUUUAUAAAAAUACUUACAGUGCGGCUGAAGCUUCUAAAAAUCGAAAGGGAAAAGCCACAGGGUCAAAUGAAAUGGAAGAAGCAUUAUUAAGUGGCUACUCAGCAAUGGAUGGUCAAAUGAUUUCUGACGAUGACUACAAAAAACAAAAGAAAGUUUUCAAUAACAAUGGUACUAGCCAUAGCAACAAAGAGGCAUCAUUAAAAAAAAAUACUGAAAAGAAAGUUAAUUAAAUAUGUUCUUUCGAAUUAAAACAGGCGCUUUUUGUAAAUGUGACUAAAUAAGAGUUGAUUUAUCACCUGCCCUCCAAAAAAUUGUUUCUUAUUUUUAAACAGGGAAAUGUUCUUUUCAAAUCCCCUUCAGAACUGUAAUACCUGAUCACGUGAUUCUCCCCUCACGGCCCACGGUAUCAUUCAUGAUUUCUCUCUGGCUCCAGCGACCCAAAAGCACGGACAUGAUCUCAAUAUAGCCUUCUUGUGUUGCAUCAUGUAUUAGUACGUAUAAACUCCGUGCGUGCGGGCCCAGGGAAGUGCUUGUUUGGGUCCUGAAGAGGUUAAAGAGGUAUAAUAAAUAUUCUAAACAUACUUAACCAUAACAUAUUACCAUUUGAUUGCUGUCUGAUAGAGUUUUAAUUUAAAAUUGCCAAUUAAAGUCUUAGCUUUUUGAUAAUUUAAAAUGUAGUUAAAAUUAAAUAGGGUUUUCAAUUAAAGUAUGUGUUAAAAAAUAUUUUUAUAUCUGCAUUGUUAAAAUCUGCACAGUACUCUCUAAAUCUGUUGUACAUUUAAAAUAAAUAAUACAAGGUGUUCAACGCCUUCAAUGUACAUAUAUUUUCGGAAUACUUUUCAAAAAUGAAGUGAAAAUUACUUGCACGUUAUAAGUGGCAAAUUUAAGGAAAAAAAAAAUUUUUAUUUUUGAAAUCUGAAGAGUUACUAAUGAAUAAGGCAUCGAAACAUCAAAAGCUAUUUAUUUGUCAAAUAAAAUUGAGAGGAGAUGAAUGGUGGUUAUCAAACCGAAACACCUACAAAUUUCUUCAGACAAUCAAACUUGUUUUGAUGCCUUAAUCACUUUUUUCUAUAUAGUGAUAAAACAGAGUUUGAAAAUAUUUUUUUUUUUGCCUCUUAAAUUUGGAAUCCAUAAUGAAUAAACAAUUUCGACAUCAUUUUUGACAGAGAUUCUAAACAAUUAUAUUAAGAGUGGCGAUGUGUGUUACAACAAGUUAAAAAGCGUAUUAGAAUUGAAUAUUACUUUACUCAAUGUAUUAAUACAGGGGCAAAUGUACAGUUCAAAAA